Apis dorsata (giant honeybee) is the source of this 2428-nucleotide messenger RNA. RefSeq names its product ATP-dependent RNA helicase SUV3 homolog, mitochondrial (gene Suv3). Gene Ontology annotation, cellular component: mitochondrial degradosome. Gene Ontology annotation, biological process: RNA catabolic process; mitochondrial RNA 3'-end processing. The transcript is spliced from 14 exons. NCBI's taxonomy places the organism in Eukaryota, Metazoa, Arthropoda, Insecta, Hymenoptera, Apidae. Gene Ontology annotation, molecular function: hydrolase activity, acting on acid anhydrides; RNA helicase activity; ATP binding. The coding region runs from base 1 to 2181 and encodes 726 amino acids. The record is from RefSeq and is a predicted model, not a curated record.
AUGUAUAUGAUUUUUAGACAACUAUGUUUUAAAAGUAAAUUUAGACAAAAUAUAAAAAAAAAACAAAAUAACACUUUAAAAGUUAAAGAAUCUAUAAAUUCUUUAUUUAAACCAGUUCCUGUAAAAGAAAAUUCAGAUAAUGCAAUUGGUAUUGAAUUAACUGGUAGUUUAAAUAAACGUAAAAUUAUACAAAUUUUAUGCGAUUUUGCACAGAAGGAAGAAAUUAAAGAAUUAACUAUAAAUUAUGGAUUAGAUGAGUUAAUUUUUAACUCAGCUAUGGCAAAUUUUCGAAAAUAUUGUAUAGAAUCCAAUAAUUUACCUACAGAUCUUCAUAUUGUUUUAAGUGAUAUUAUGAAUGGUGCAGGAAAUAUUUUAGAUAUAUAUCCUUAUUUUUUGAAUUUUAUUAAAAAAAUGUAUCCACAUAUUGAAUGUUUAGAUGAAUUGAAAAAAAUCAGUGAUUUACGAAAUCCAUCUAAAUGGUAUCCUAUAGCACGAUCUAAAAAGAGAAAAAUUAUAUUUCAUGUUGGACCUACAAAUAGCGGUAAAACCUAUCAUGCUUUACAAAGAUUUAUGUCAGCAAAAAGUGGUGUCUAUUGUGGACCAUUAAAAUUAUUAGCUAAUGAAGUUUUUAAUAAAUGUAAUUCUAUGGGUACACCUUGUGAUUUAAUAACAGGAGAAGAACAUAGAUAUGCAAAAGAUAUAACAUGUCCUGCUAAUCAUAUUUCAUGUUCUGUAGAAAUGACAAAUAUACAAAAUGUUUAUGAAGUAGCAGUAAUUGAUGAAAUUCAAUUAAUACGUGAUCCAACUAGAGGUUGGGCAUGGACAAGAGCUCUUCUUGGUCUUGCUGCAAAUGAAAUACAUUUAUGUGGUGAAUCUGCUGCUAUACCCAUAAUACAAUCAAUAUGCUUAACAACAGGUGAAUCAGUAGAAAUAAAGGAAUAUAAACGAUUGACUCCACUUGAAAUAGAAAAUUCAGCACUUUAUUCUCUAAAAAAUAUUCAACCAGGAGAUUGUAUUGUUUGUUUUAGUAGAAACGAAAUAUUCGCUGUUUCAAAUGCUAUUGAAAAAAUGGGACAUCAAGUAGCUGUAAUAUAUGGUAGUUUACCACCAGGCACAAAAUUAGCGCAAGCUACAAGAUUUAAUAAUCCUGAAGAUCCUUGUAAUAUAUUAGUAGCUACUAAUGCAAUAGGAAUGGGUCUUAAUUUACAUAUUCGCAGAAUUAUAUUUUAUAGUUUAGUUCAACCAACUAUAAAUGAAAAAGGAGAAAUAGAUAUUGAUACAAUUUCAGUAUCAUCUGCAUUACAAAUAGCAGGUCGUGCUGGACGUUAUGGAACACAAUGGUCUAAAGGAUUUGUAACAACUUACAAACCUGAAGAUUUGUCUUUAUUAAAAAAUUUAUUAGAACAAACCCCGCAAGAUAUUCAACAAGCUGGACUUCAUCCAACUGCAGAUCAAAUAGAAUUAUAUUCUUAUUAUUUACCAAAUGCACCAUUAUCAAAUCUCAUUAAUAUUUUUAUUGCAUUGUCUGAAGUUGACAAUUCUUUAUAUUUUAUAUGUAAUUUAGAUGAUUUUAAAUUUCUUGCUGAUAUGAUACAACAUAUACCUUUGCCUCUUUCUCUGCGAUAUUUAUUUUGUUGUGCACCAGUUAAUAGAAAAAUACCUUUAACGUGCAGUAUGUUUCUAAAGUAUGCUCGACAAUGUAGUAAAAAUGAGCCAGUAACUAUUUUAUGGUUAUGCCAGCAAAUUCAAUGGCCUCCCGAAAUACCAUCGAAUCUUAUUGAGCUUUUACGUUUAGAAGGUAUAUUUGAUAGCCUAGAUGUUUAUCUUUGGUUAAGUUAUCGGAUAUCAAAUUUAUUUCCUGAUGAAGAUUCAGUUAGGAAAUUGCAACGUGAAUUAGACAAAAUUAUUGAGGAGGGAAUUAAAAAAAUAACAACAUUAUUUCAAAAGUCGAAAACAGGUACUUUGGAAAAUAAUGAGCAACAGUCAUUUGAAAAUUUUGAAACACUAAAUGAUAACCAUAUAAACCAAUCAAAAGAAAAAUUAAGUAAUAGGUUAAUAUCUCGAGGUCUUUUAACGCCAAAAAUGUUAGAACAAUUAAGGAUAGAAUGGUCUAUGGAACGUUCACAAAAUACGAAGAACAAUAAAAUUAAAUAUGAAGAUAAACCUAAAUUUCGUAAGUGAAAAAGUGGUUUAAUGUUAAUUAAUUAUAUAAUUAAAUUAAAUAAAAUUUAUAGAAUGAUGUAAAGUAAUAUUAAAAUGUAAAGUGACUAUUAUUCAAAUUAAAGAGACAAACAACAUUUUUAUAAUAAUUUUACAUAUAUUUUCAAAACAAUUUAAUUGUAAUUCUAUAUAUAAUGUUCUUCACAAAUAAUUAAGGUAGAGAAUGUAAUUAAAAAUUGUACUUUUUAAAAAUUUUUAUUUAAAAUUA